ACCAUGAAGGUGAAGCGGAGUGGGCGGGGCGUAGAUCGACGGGAGCGGGGCAGAAGUCCUCCACCCUGUGAUCGCAGCGGCAGAAGCAGGAGACUAGACACUCAGCAGAGUUUGAAGAUUGAGAGACAGUCGGUCAAUCAUCAGCUCAUCUGGACAGUUCAAUAAUGAGUUGGCACUCAUCUCAUCUCCCCAUCCUCGUCCUCGUCUCUUUCCUCACCCUCUUGGUCGGGAGAGAAACGGUGUCAGGAUUCAGGAUCUGCUCCUACAACGUGCACAAGUUCGACUUCCAGAAAGCUUUAAAAUACAGACUGGUACACACUUUGACACGGAUUGUGUAUCGCUGUGAUAUCUGCCUCCUGCAGAACGUGGUAGAUCCUGACAGACGAGCCAUCAACUCCCUGCUGUCGUCCCUCAACAGGGAAUCUGCCAGGUAUGAUGGCUACAAUUACAAGUCAGUGUCCAGUAAAGGUCUGGGAAAUUCUCCGGAUGAUAUGCAGCAGUAUGUUUUCAUCUACAGGACACAGACGGUGAAUGUGACGGACCGUUAUCAGUACGAGAGCAAACCGCGAACCUUCGUCAGAGAACCGUUUGCCGUUCAGUUCCAAAGCGAGAAUACCGCAAUCAAGAAGUUUGCCUUGGUUGCUCUCCAUACGGAGCCCACACAGGCCGUCCAGGAGAUUGACCAGCUGUAUGACGUCUUUGAGAAAGUCAGCAAGAAGUGGAACAACGCGAAUGUGAUGUUCCUGGGAGAUUUCCACGCCGGCUGCGGCUACAUGACCCGAAGCGACAAGAAAAAUAUCAGACUGUUCACCAACUCAAAGUUCUCCUGGCUGAUCGGAGACAAAGUGGACACCACCGUCAAUACAGGAACCAACUGUCCUUUUGAAAGGAUCGUGGUGCAUGGGAAAGCUUUCCUGAAGGAGAUUACUCCUUUCUCCGCGAAGGUCUACAACUUUGGCAAGGAGCUCAAACUGAGCAGGACAAAGGUGAUGGAGGUGAGCGAAAACUACCCUGUGGAGGUGAUGCUAAAGAGCCCCGCCCUUCUCCUUCAGGCCACGCCCAUCACAAUCCUCCUCAUCUUCUCCGCGGUCGUCCACUGCCUCCUGUGAUCGUCUGCUCUGAAGCGAGAAUCACCGGGGUUCAUAUGGCUAAAGUAACUCUGACUGAGAUGAAAACCAGCCACACGAACAGGAAACAUAUGAUCUGUUUUCAUACGAUGACUGUUUAAUCAUCUCAUUAUCUGGUUGAGAUAAAUUGUGUUUUUGGGGCGUUGGUAUUUAUUUUACAAUCCCAGUUUUUUUACCUCGAUCUCUCCGGAUUUUAUUAUCACACAUAAUGAACACUUAUCAUAGCACUGACUGUUGCAUGCCCAUUCAACACACUCUCUGCUCCUCUGUCACUUCUGCGUAAUAGGAAAAAACUAUAUUUUUUUCAUGCUCUUGUCAAUUUUGAGAUUUUUCUUCCAUGUCGACUGUGAGUCAGUAAAGUGGACCUUAAUAUGAUUUGUCCAUUUGCUGUUUACAACGUUGCUCGACACCCGGGUUGGAAUAAAACUCAGAAUUCUCCUUUUAACUUCUGUGACGGAAAAACAGUUGAUGAAUCAUUUUUAAUCAUUGAGGGAGAUCAGAGUCAAGCAGUUGUUUUGGGCUGCGGUUGAAUAGUUAACUUUGCUUAGGAAGGUUCUUAACUGACUGAUGUGACCUGGCAUAACCUGGUUGAAGCUUCUUUCCUUCAACAGCUCUAAUAAUGACUGCUACUCACCUUCCUAAGAAAAAAAACUCUUCAAUCGCAGCCCUGAUGUAAUUUCUCAAUCAUCAUCUUGUGCGUCUGUCGGUCGUCUGUUCGACUCUGUACAGAAACUGAUGUAAAUAUUUGGAAAAUUAAUUUUUAUCGUUAUUAUUAUAUUCAGUAACGGUUUUUAUGUUAAAGUUAUUGCAUGUGGCCUGUAUUUUUUGUUUUUUUUACAAAAAUAAAAGCUUUUAAAAUCAAAGAAACCAAAUACGCACAAAAACAGAAAGUACUAUGAGUAAAAGAGACAAAGGUUUAAAAUCCAGUUGUGAAAUGAAUUAAGAGUGUUUGAAAUAAGCAAAAAUAUCACACGAUUAAAAAUAUCACGUUUAAAAACCAAA
Scophthalmus maximus (turbot) is the source of this 2129-nucleotide messenger RNA. Its product is annotated as deoxyribonuclease gamma. NCBI's taxonomy places the organism in Eukaryota, Metazoa, Chordata, Actinopteri, Pleuronectiformes, Scophthalmidae. Bases 165 to 1109 code for a protein of 314 amino acids. The record is from RefSeq and is a predicted model, not a curated record. Gene Ontology annotation, biological process: DNA catabolic process. The transcript has 10 exons. Gene Ontology annotation, cellular component: nucleus. Gene Ontology annotation, molecular function: DNA nuclease activity.